Molecule: messenger RNA, 1053 nt
Organism: Vitis riparia (riverbank grape)
Lineage: Eukaryota; Viridiplantae; Streptophyta; Magnoliopsida; Vitales; Vitaceae
Exons: 1
Coding region: 1-1053 (350 amino acids)
Source: RefSeq, a predicted model, not a curated record
AUGCUCUUAGCUCCACCUUUUCCCAAAGCUCUUCAAUCUAAGAAAGUGGUAAAUAAUGCUCCAGAAAUUUUUGAAGUUCUCAAGCAAGUCAAAGUCAAUAUACCACUCUUUGACAUGAUUAGACAAGUUCCAGCCUAUGCCAAGUUUCUUAAGGAUUUGUGUACCAUAAAGAGAGGGAUGCAUUUGAAAAAGAAAGCUUUCUUGACUGAACAAGUUAGUGCAAUCAUCCAAUGCAAAACCCCAAUCAAGUAUAAGGAUCCGGGAUGUCCAACUAUCUCGGUGAAUAUUGGCAACACUUUUGUGAAAAGAGCACUUUUAGACUUGGGGGCAAGUGUGAAUCUUCUUCCUUACUCAGUAUAUAAGCAAUUGGGGCUUGGAGAACUAAAGUCUACUUCCAUCACACUUUCAUUGGCGGAUAGAUCGGUUAAGUUUCCAAGAGGAAUUAUUGAAGAUGUGUUGAUCCAAAUCGAUAACUUCUAUUAUCCGGUUGAUUUUGUGGUGCUUGAUACGGAACAAGGAACUAGUGGACUCAACCAUGUUCCUAUUAUACUUGGUCGACCUUUCCUCGCCACAGCAAAUGCAUUGAUUAAUUGUCGAAGUGGGGUGAUGCAACUUACCUUUGGUAACAUGACAAUUGAGCUGAACAUUUUUCAUUCAUGUAAGAAGCAUGGUACCAAAGAGGAUGAGGAACUUAAGGAGGCUUAUUUGAUUGAAUUGCCUAUGGAAAAGCUAGUAAAAGAAAAGGUUGAAGAUAAUUUUUCAAAACUUGGUGAAGCAAUUUCUAAUGAACGGAUUGAAGUUUGGAGGAUCAAAGAAGAAAUUCAACCUUUGAAGUUAAUGAAAUGGUUUUUCAGCUCUAAGAAGGUGAAAACCAUGAAGCAUGGUGUGCACAAUAAUCCAAAGAUCAUGAAAAAGAAGCUCAAGGAAUGGCAUGACCAACUUAUUCAAAAGAACAAGUUCAAAGAAGGCUAUUUCAGGCCACAUAUUUUUCCGGGAAAGCUUAAGUACCAAGGAGUUGGUCCAUUCAUUGUUUGCAAGCCAUAUCCAAAUUGA